Oppiella nova is the source of this 1025-nucleotide messenger RNA. The record is from the annotation of a GenBank genome assembly. NCBI's taxonomy places the organism in Eukaryota, Metazoa, Arthropoda, Arachnida, Sarcoptiformes, Oppiidae.
AAAUAAUCCAAGGAUUGUGACCACAAAACAACUCAACGAUAUCCAUACACAAGCAAACGCUUGACUCAUUGCGCUCCCAGUCCUCCAACUAUAAAGAUCUCUGACUUUCCUUUUUGUUUGGCAGAAGUCGACAGAAAGCGAUGAAAUACUUAUUGAUUGGAAUCGCUUUCUUAGCGCUCGUCGCUAUUGUGAGGGCCCAGAGCUCGUGCCACCUCCGGGAGCUGGACUUAUGUCUCGCCUCAGGCCUGGCCUCGGGUCAGAACCUGCCGACCACCAUCGCUGAGAUCAACAAACAGUGUAAUGGAUUCAAAGAGAUGAACGAAUGUAUCGGCAAUUAUUCGCGUCGGUGUUCAACGAAAGCCAUGCGAGACUUCAUGCGGAGUGUCACCUCUCAGGGAGACGUCAAGUCAUGGUAUUCAGAGUUCUGUACAAAAGACAGUUCCGAGGAAAGGGAGAAAUUCCUGAAACACUCGACGUGUCUGAACACCGCCCAAAAGGAGUCCCGAAGCUGUACCAGGGAUUUGACAGUAGCUCUCGACAAAGCUAUCAAUUCAGACAUUGAGAACAGAAUUCCCGAGAUGUGUUGUGCGGUCCGUCGGAUGCGAAAGUGUUCGUCGGAUAUCAUUGAAGGCAAGUGUGGGAAGGAAGGCAUGAAAUACAUGGGACAGAUGCUCCAGUCGGUCGCCGGCACCCGCAUACCCGAGAUCGCCUGCCGCGACUACGACCCCACCUCCCAGAAGUGUGUCUCCAUACUGCCGGCCCCGGGAACCAAACCCGGCAACACCAAAUCCAAUUCAGUGUUGUCUCGUCUCCUCAAUACCUAUUCAGCCCUUUAAGGCACCCCACGAUCCAAGAGUUUUAAAGAGUUUUUUGUGACUACUUUCCCACCGGAAUAGUAGUGUAUUUCCAAAUACAAUGCGCGCGCUAUCAUUAUUGUCUAAUUAUUACGAAACGCCAUUUCAUACAAACCACUAUUUUAUUAAAUUUAUUUACAAAAUAAAAUAAAAAAAAGUUUUUUCUUUGAA